UGUAUAGGGUUAGCAUGAAGCGUGUUGUGUUGGCAUCACAUGAAACCUGUUGAGUUAGCAUGUAGCAUGUUGUGUUAGAAUGUAGUGUGCUUGGUUAGCAUCAAGCGUGUUGGGUUAGCAUGCAGCAUUUUGGGUUAACAUAAAGUGUAUAGGGUUAGCAUGAAGCAUGUUGGGUUAGCAUGGGUCGGCAUGAAACACAUUAAGUUAGUAUGUAGAACGUGUUGGGUCAGUAUGAGGUGUGUUUUGUGUUGUGUGUUGGGUUAGCAUCAAAGGUGCUGGGUUAUCAUGUAGCUUGUUGAGUUAGCAUGUAUCAUUUAGAUUAAAGCGUGUUGUGUUACCAUGAAGCGUGAUUGGUUAGAUAGCAGGAAGUGUGCUGGCUUAGCAUGAAUUAUCUUGGCUACUUCAUUGAGAGACAAUGGCAGACAAGAUGUUUUGUGUCGUGUCAACCACGUGCUCCUGUACCACUAUUGUCUCCACUCCGAGGGGCGAUGGGGGGAGGAGACGGUGGUGGUUCAGUAUGUGUGUAUCAGUGUGUGUGUGUGUGUGUGAUGAAGUAAGGCAGCACAGACGGCCGGUGGUAAUUUGAUGUGUGUCCCCUGGGAUGUUUGAUGGAUUAAUGCUAAGCAGCUCCCUUCAUCCAAGCACCACCUGAUCUUUGGGGUUGGUGCCCCAUAUAUAAAAGGCUGCAGUAAUGCUGAGCUAAGCUUGUUCAGCCCCCCGCCCCCCCUGCUUUCGUGCCGCUGUGUCUUCCUCAUCACUUUCCAUCUUCAUCUCCAUCCCGUCUCAUGCUUUCUCUGUCCUGUCUGCUUCCUCAUCUCCUUUCCCAUAAAAUAUUUUCUUUCUUUGCCCCCCCUGCAAGAUUUUUCUGCUUUUCUAUGAGGGUCUGAGUUAGUUUUUCCUCAGGGAACAAAAUGCCACGCUCCUUUUUGGUGAAGCAGCCCAAGGUUCAUGAUUCCUUGCCUUGCAACUACUACCAGCAGAACCAGGAUGCUUGGGAGGAUUCCUACUCUGUCUCACAUGCCAUCACUGAGUCCACCAGCAACCUGGCUGUCCGUUUCAGCCAUGAUGGAUACAUCCGUGCCAUCCCAUCAGUGUUGCAGAACUCAAAGAAGUCCAAACAGACCCCUGGGUCGUUGUACUUACAAGAAUGUGUUGGCGGCAGCAGCGGGGAUGAGUUCUCCGACCAUGACAUGGACAAUCCAGACAGUCCGGUCUCCAGCACCAGCACCGUGGAGUCCGACUGCAGCGGUGCUGAGCUGGAGGCCAGCGCCAUCGAUGCCUUUCUCAUCUCUGACGGACGCUCCCACCGGAGAUGUCACCGCAAAGAAACAAGCGGCGAGAACGUGAGGUCCGCCGGCCGCAUACCCAAGUCCAAAACCGACGGCCGCCACGUGUGCAGCGAGUGCGGCAAAUCCUACGCCACGUCGUCUAAUCUUAGCCGACACAAGCAGACUCAUCGCAGCCUGGACAGCCAGCAGGCCAGGAAGUGUCCAACCUGCCACAAGCUGUACGUGUCCAUGCCCGCCCUCGCCAUGCACAUGCUAACCCACGACCUGAAGCACGAGUGUACGGUGUGCGGGAAAGCCUUCAGCCGGCCCUGGCUCUUGCAGGGCCACAUGAGGUCACACACAGGGGAGAAACCCUUUGCCUGCGCCCACUGCGGAAAAGCCUUCGCCGACCGCUCCAACUUACGCGCCCACAUGCAGACGCACUCGCUAUCGAAGCACUACUCGUGCCAGCGCUGCCGCAAAAGCUUUGCACUCAAGUCCUACCUGAACAAGCACUGUGAGUCCGCCUGCUUGAGAGGACACCAAGCAGAGGACACCUGCAGCUCAGAGGACUGACAAAGUAAAGAUUAGCACGCUAACUAACACAGCUAACUAGCACUAACCACCGCACACCAUCGCUAACCACUGCUAACCAGGCUUCUCAGGCGAAUCAGUGCAUGAAUCUUUUCAACAUUUCAACCACAUUUGUUUGUUCAUUAUCAUGGUUCCUUUACUAGCUAUUUAUAAACUUUUCUCAUGGAACGCUAACUUAUUUGUGUAUUAAUGUAUUUAUUUUUUUAUUUAUUGCUAUUUAUUAUUGGAUAAUUUUUUUUGGACUGAUUUUUUUAAAGCCAGGAUUUGGAUUUGUUGAGAAGAAAAGCCUAAAUAUAUCCUGCCAUGCUUAUAUUCCUUCUCGCUGGUCAGA
Molecule: messenger RNA, 2193 nt
Organism: Doryrhamphus excisus (bluestripe pipefish)
Lineage: Eukaryota; Metazoa; Chordata; Actinopteri; Syngnathiformes; Syngnathidae
Product: transcriptional repressor scratch 2-like
Biological process (GO): regulation of DNA-templated transcription
Molecular function (GO): DNA-binding transcription factor activity, RNA polymerase II-specific; RNA polymerase II cis-regulatory region sequence-specific DNA binding
Source: RefSeq, a predicted model, not a curated record